GUGGUCGAGAGCCGAGGAGCGUGUUGAUACAUGAGAGAGGCAGCGACGCAGAGUAUGUGUAUGUUUGUGUGUGUGUGUGUGUGAGUGUCACACACAGAACCAGACAUUCAUAACACAGCAAAACAGGAAGGAGACUAAAAGCUGCUGACAAUCACAUUAUGUUGAUACUUUGGGUGGAUUUAAAGGCCUCAGGAUUAAAAAAUCACCGGACUGUGAAGAAGGGGACGGAGCCUGGAGAUCAUGGAGCCUGUGAGCACUAUGUCACCACUAGCCAACCAAUCACCUUCCAACAACUCUUCACUGGUCUUGGAGCCAGAGCACGUGCUGCUCGGUGUUGCAAUGGCCAUUCUGGUUCUAGCCAUAGUUUUUGGUAACAUCCUGGUGAUUACGGCCAUCCUGCGGUUCCAGAGGCUUCAGACUGUCACCAACCUCUUCAUUGCCUCUCUGGCUGUCGCUGACCUCAUCAUGGGCUUGGUUGUGGUGCCGUUUAGUUCCAGUAACAUCCUGCGGGGGCACUGGCACUUUGGAAACAUCAUGUGUGAGUUUUGGACAGCGACGGACGUGCUGUGUGUAACAGCCAGUAUCGAAACACUGUGCGUGAUCGCUCUGGACCGCUACGUCGCCAUCACCUUGCCACUACGUUACCCAAUGCUGCUCACCAGGGGUCGGGCCUUGGCGGCGAUCCUCGGGGUGUGGGUAGUGGCCUCCCUCAUCUCCUUCCUGCCCAUCGAAAUGGAGUGGUGGCAGUCAGAGGAUGAUGAAACUUUGCGCUGCUUAAAUGACACUAACUGCUGCGAAUUCCACACCAAUGUGCUGUACGCUGUGUCUUCCUCAAUCGUGUCGUUCUACCUGCCACUGGUUGUGAUGAUUUUCGUGUAUGCCCGGGUGUUCCAGGAGGCCCGCAAACAGCUGGAGAAGAUCAGGGGUAGGGAGAGGCACUUCUACAACUUGCAUUACACCGCACAGCUGGCUUAUCCCAACGAAAGUCCCGCAAUGAACAAACUACGGGUGGGAACUGACACGGGGGAACAUGCAGGAGAGGACAGCCCAAACAUGCAGAAACCGGGAGGUGUGGACAAUGGGGAAGAAGAAAAGGGAGGAAAGAAAAGAGCAGGGAUAGAAAAAAUGGAAUCAAAGCACUCUGCGGCAAAGCGUCUAAAGUUCUGUCUUAAGGAGCACAAGGCCGUAAAAACUCUGGGAAUUAUCAUGGGAACCUUCACUCUGUGUUGGCUACCCUUCUUCAUCCUCAACAUCCUCAAGACCUUCUUCAACUUGGGCGAAAUUACGCUGCUCUUCAGACUUCUCAACUGGCUGGGAUACUCCAACUCAGCCUUCAACCCGCUCAUCUACUGCCGAAGCCCAGACUUCCGAUACGCCUUUCAGGAAAUACUCUGUUUGAGGGGAAGGUGGGGAGGCAGGGGAGGGAGGAGAAGAUGGGGAUGGAGCAGAGGUAGAGAUUGCUUCUCGAAGGCUCCAGGUAGGAAGAAUGGGGAUUCGGACCCGAAUGGUGCUGGAGGGCUGGACGUUCACCAGAGGUCAGGAUGGGAGGGCAGUCUGGAGAGCUCUGAAAGAGACAGCCCACUCACUCUGCCUCCUGUGACGUCUUCCUGCCAGCAGGUUGUAGAAGUCGCUCCAGGUUCUCCGACGAACCAACAGGCUAACGGCUCUGCUAACGGGAGCUUUAAGGAAAGCCUGGCUUCUAUCGCUUGACCAAAUAGCAUUUUUAAAAUUCACAUUGAGCAGUAAACACCAGGUCAAUGAAGCUGUGUUCGGAAAUACCCUGUUGAGUUUGUUUGUUUCACUGUUACUGGGUUUCACUUGUGUUCACUGUUCAUCUUUGCUGCUUCAGUUUUCCUAAUUACAUUGUAGAUCACAACUCCUGAGGCAAUCAUUUCUAUAAGGAGUUUCUGCAUAUUCACAUUCAGAGGGGCUGGGAGCCUUCUGGUUUCUGUUUCUAGUUUGACCAAUAACGUUUAAGUCGGCUUUGGUUGCCUACAGGUAGAGCAAUAACAAAAACACAUUGACUAUCACUUUUUUAAUUUAUCUGAAUUCAUAUGCUGAUAUCUGAUAGAGAUUAGCUAAUAUGUCCUAAAAUACCUACAAAAGCUAUCGCAGUUAGUUCUGUGGAGAAACAUUUGAUGAAAGAAAACAGGUGGACUGUUAUCAGUGUAUAAUGAACGGAGGAUAGACUCUUGGCCUGGAUAUCAGCUGUCUACACUGGCAGCCCAAAGAUAUUCUGAUGGGCUCUGAGAUUGCAAAGGCAACUACUAAGGUAAACUAAGUAGAAAAAUGCUCAGAUUUAAACUUUUGAGGCAUCUUACAUAAAGAAAGUGCAUGUGACACCAAACAUUAGGAGCUUCAACAAACAGGUUUAUCAUUUGAAGAUGUUUCUGUUGUUUUGUUCAAAGUUCAGAGUGCCUUUAUUGUUCCAUUCAGGGAAAUUUAUUUGCAGCCAGGAUCGUAAUCUGUAAAAACACAGACACACACACACACACACACACACACACACACACACACACACACACACACAAAACACCUACAUACUGGUGGACAACAGACAGAAAGAUCAGGACAUGUAGUUUACUGAGUGGUCCAGAGUCAAAGCACCAAUAAAUGGUUAAUCCCGUCUUUAUAAGAAAUGGAGAACAGAAAGUCAAUGUUAUAAUGGACUUCAUAUGGUGUGGUCCUGAAAUACAGGACACAUACGUUGCUACAUGUGUACUGUUAAAUAAAUAGAAAGCCUUUAAUAACUGCUGGAUAAUAAAAUAACAAAAAAACCUGAAUGAAAAUACAUAUUAUGCUCUUGCAUUCCACGAAGUUAAUUUAUUGUAAACACUCUUUGUCAGUUUGUAGAACUAAGAUUCAUAUGAAAACAUGUUUAUUCUGCACUUUGACAACCUGACAGCUUGUUUUCAAAGUUUAAAAUAGACUAAAAUAUUUAUGUCUAAAACGGCAACAAUCCUAAUGAAACCAUAUAUUGUUUUUAUGACAGAGAGUCUCAAUUUGUUCAGCCAAGGACGGCCUACAAAAUAAAACAUAAUCUGGGGUUCCCCUUGGAAUAAUUUGACAUAUUUAUGUGAAAGAAAACCUCAAGAGAAAUUUCCUGGAAAAGUACUAGACAUGUAUUAAAAAUAGUUUCACCAUGUCAACACAGAAAUUAUGAUAAUUUUUAGGAACCUGGAAACUUAUUCCCCCUGGCAGUGUGGCACGGACUUUUUUUAAACUACUGAUUUACUAUGAGAUAGAAACUCUGAUCUGCUUCAAUAGGUGUCGUUCGACUGAUCCGAUUAAACACACAAACACACGCACGCAAACACACACACACACACACACACACACACACACACACACACAAAAACACACAUGCACAGAGUCCCGGUAUAGGGAAUAUAAUGGAGUUUUCUUAGGAUCACAUCAUUCACAGUAUGAACCUGAUGAGAAAAAAGGUAUCAGGACCUUUAAGUUGAGUAAAUACACAUCUUCAUGAAUUAAAAAAUGUAUAUAAAUGUAUGAUGGCUCAGCCAUAUACUACCCGACCAAGCUGCCUGUUUUUCAUUCCUUCCUGAUAAACCUCAAGGCUGCACGGUCCAAAAUCAUUUACUGGUGUAUAUCUAUGUGUCAGAUAAACAUCUGAGAGCCAAACCGGUCUCUAUCAUAACUGUUCUUUCUCUCCCUGUACUGUGUGAAUCUGUUGGUCUAUUUCUCUCUCGCUCUGUCUCCAAACCUCAUCGUUAUCUUUCGACUCGUUAAUCCUAUCUGCUGUAGCUCUUUUCUAGUAACAACUUUAUUAUCUGCCAGACAGUGCUCCGGAGAUAAUUUCUUUGUAGUGGUAUCUGUUUCCAUAACAUCGUCGGAUACACUCUCUGUAAAGACAUAAUAAUCAGAUGACACACACUUUUAGUUUACUUUUUCAUUUGGAACUGGAACUUGGUUGAAGGCUGAGGUAUUUGGACAUUUGGUAUUUAAUAUUUGGUAGUGAUAAGAGCAUCAUACCCCAAAGACAUUACAGCCCAAGACCCAUCACAUUUUGGAAACUAAUGGCACUCAAUAGAGAGGAUACCUCCACCAAGGCCCGACAGAAACCUUAGAUUAAAUUAAGCUGCAUUAAAUUGCACCUACUCAUACGUAUCAGUCCCCAAAAUAUGUCUGAUUCUUUUCUUCAAGAUCCAUAAAUUGAGACUGUCAAAAAUGCAGAUGUCCCAUCCUACCACCAAGUUUCGUAAGAAUCCGUUCCGACGUUUUAUGUGAUCUUGCUUAAAAACCAUCAAACAAACAAACAAACAAACAGGGAUUAAAAUGUGUCCUUCCCAGCUCUGCCUCUACAUGUAGAGAUCAUUAUUUAAUCUUUGUAAAAAAAGAGGAUGAGGAUCAAUUAUUGCUGAUUGUGUGCUGUAAAUAUGAUCUGCAUGUGUCCAACUGUGUGUUGUGUGCACAAAUACAAGUGAUUCAUGUGAUUGUUGACUGUGCCUUUUAAAACUUGAAAACAUGCCAUUGGAUAUUUCUAGUUUACUGUAACGUAAAAAGUUUUAGAAUCACCAAAUAGCCUGAAAAUUUAAAUUUUAUUUGGGAUUGUAGAAUAGCGUAAAUAUGUGAGUUUUAAAUGCUUUCCAACAAUUGUCUGAGUUUACAGGCCCUGUCCUGUUUAAAAAAAACACACAAUACCUGGUUCUCCAGGAAGAACAAGGGUUGAACUAGGAGUUGUUCUACUUUGCUUUUUGUAUCAUGUCUGUUAAUAUAUGUCACAUCAGAUUUUAAGCAGCACUGAAACACGCACAAUUUGUCAUUGUUUAUUUGACAGGGAUUUGUGGCUCUAUCUCGGGACAUUUAGACAGAUCUUAAACAAGCUUUGUUGAGACUGAACGUUUCAGAAGCAAAGGAUUUUAGUCUCUACCUCCAACAGAGUCACAUGAAUGUCAUCUCACCUUUGUACAUAUUUAUUCAUAAGCUGUUGAACAUGUUGUAAAUAAAAGAUUGAAAGUUGGCAAAUCUA
Molecule: messenger RNA, 4990 nt
Organism: Pleuronectes platessa (European plaice)
Lineage: Eukaryota; Metazoa; Chordata; Actinopteri; Pleuronectiformes; Pleuronectidae
Product: beta-2 adrenergic receptor
Exons: 4
Coding region: 241-1710 (489 amino acids)
Biological process (GO): norepinephrine-epinephrine-mediated vasodilation involved in regulation of systemic arterial blood pressure; adenylate cyclase-activating adrenergic receptor signaling pathway; negative regulation of smooth muscle contraction
Cellular component (GO): membrane
Molecular function (GO): beta2-adrenergic receptor activity; norepinephrine binding
Source: RefSeq, a predicted model, not a curated record